CUGUCAGUGUCCUGCAGCUGCAUAAUUAUUUUGGAGUAAACAGAGGGUGUGUUGACAUCCGUCCACACGCAUACGUGGCUGCGACACAAACAAACAGAAGGCAGCUUUCUGUCGGAGCAGAAGGUGUCAGUGGGUCAUGGCGAGCUUUAACCACUUGUUGAUUGUGUCGUUCUUGUUGCCGCUGGUGCUGAGCUACCCGUUCAUCCCACCAACAUGCUACAGCAAGGUGCUGAGCAUGGCCCGAGAGCUCACCCAGUGGGCUGCAGAGCUGAAGAGGGGCUACGAAACUGGUUACUGCAUGUCACACAUGCCGGAUCUCUACCUUGAUGUUCAUAAUUCCUGUGUGAUGCAUAAAAUGAGGACCUACAUCUCCCUGGUGGAGGGCCUGCGACAGCGCCGCUGUGCUUACACCAGAGAAGUGAGGAAGCUGGGCGUCACUCUGAGACAGCUCUUCAUCUUCAUGUCAGAGAAGUGUCACGGGGAGCUGGCGUUCACCACCCACGACUGUGCUGCCCUGGAGCGCUAACACACCGGACCUGAGGUGAACAGAUGCUCAGGACUAACAGUGCUUUCCAUUCUUCAAGCUUCUACAGUAUUUAAAGAUGCAGGAAAGAUGUUAAAGCCAAAUCUACAGUUUUGUUCCUUAGAGAUGUAAUUUCAUCAGCUGUUUGAUAAGAACAGUGGGGCUGAAAGCUUCUAACUACAGGAUCUAUCUGAUGGAGCCCGUCUGAGGAAGCAGCUCAUGUCGCACAUGUUUCAUGUAUGUCAUAUCCUGCAUGUAUAAUAAUCACAGCUCACAGUCCACACAAUACAAUACUGUCCAGUCUUACUGGCAUUCUGAACACUUCAUAGCAAUUGUUAUUAAUAAGUGGUACAUUCAGAGUUACAUUUGUCUUAUUUCACUGAGUACAAACAAUGAAACACUCAACAAACAUUUGUGAGAUUUAUAACACUCUGUAACUGUGAAGCUCAUCAUUAACAUUCUGUGGAUGAUGUUUAUAAACCUUUACAAUAACUAAUGUUUAAUUAUUUAUAAAUGUAAAAGUAUGGUUCAUUUCCUUUUACUUAUAUACUUAUCAUAUUCACUCUGCCAUUAAUAAAAUCAGUGGAAAUCAAGAUCUUUGCUCCGUCUACACUGUUCUGUACAACACAACAAUCAUUUACAGUCUCCAGAAUUAAUAGAAUACACACAAUAUUUAUCCUACUAUUUCUGAUGAAAUAUUUGUAUUUACUUACUAAUUAGUUCAUCAAAAUGCAGUGUUUGAUGAUGUUUCCUGGUUGGUAAAAUCUGAAAUCUGUAUGAAGGAUUAUUAGAGAUCGGGCUGAACGCAGCAGACUCCGACUCUAAACCAGGUGUUACUAAUAACAUCAACAAUGGUUCUGUUGGACCGGGUGGACCCAAGCCAUUCAGCCGUGACAGAGAUGAGACCGUCAUGAACAAAUCCAGCACCAUGAAAAUGAAACUGCUAAAUGGAAUUCAACCAUCAUUGAUAUGAUUAAUUACACCGUGACGUGUCAAAAUGUCCUCCAGAACACAAGUGUUCAUCAUCAGGCCCGCUGGUAUCUCUGAGCAUGUCUACAUCAUCAUCAACAUCAUCGUUGUCAUCGUCAUCGUCAUCAUCAGAUCUGAACAAAUAACUCAAAGCCAACAGGCAUCAUGUAAAGUGAGAAAAGGCCUCAAAGCUGCAGUUUAACUGAACUGGACAGGUGUGUAUAUGAACAGUACACACACACACACACACACACAAUGGUGAGGAGUCAUUGGUGUGAGCAGAGAGUUCUGCGGGCCUGUGUGGACUUGCAUGAGCUUGUCUCUUUACGGGAGGUUCUGUAGGAUUCACAGGAAUUCAAAGUGUUAUUACAGAACUUUCAAUGAGGCGAACAGCUGAGAUAAUAAAUGAUAUUUAUGCCUCAAAUGGUUCAUCUAAACAUCUCAGUGCUGAAUUAAUGAGCGAGCUCAGCACCACAUCACACUGCCACCAGUCGCAUUCUAUAACUGCUCAGUGUUCAGCUAAUCUGUCCACUGCUCAUGUGAAGGAGAGUAUAAAUGAGGGUCAAUGAGUCCUGAGAUGAUUCAUGCAUUCUGAAGGGAAAAGUUACCUGAAGUUCAUAGAAAUAAGUUUCAGAACUACCAGAGGAAGAUCAGCAUGACAACAUCGACUGGACAGAGAGCAGCAGAACACAGCUGGACGUCUCUGACUGCAUCGUACUGUUCAGACGACACACGCAACCUGUUUUCUGUCAGACGAAACCUUUUUGUAUCGCACCUCUAAAAGACAGAGUUCACAAAGUGCACUGACAUGCAGACAGAGAGAGAGCAGGACACUCAGAGGGCACUGUGACAUCAUCAUCAUCAUCAUCAGAAAUCAACACAAAUGUGGACAAAAGGUCCAAUCUCUCAAUAUUAACCAGAGUCCCUUUAUUGGGAUCUGUUCUGGGCCGAGACCCAUCGUCCAUCCCAGUUUAUCAGAAAUCCAUUCAGUAGUUUUUGUAGAAUCAUGCUGACAAACUAACCAACUAACACAGGUGAACACAUAACGUCUUUGAUGGAGCUGAAAACAUGUUCAAAGACUCCAUCUGAAGAACACAACAGUGAGUGUCAGCCAUGUUGUUCAAAAGUUCUUAGUCUUAGUCACUUUGCUGGUGGUGGAAGUGUUAAAACCCCGAAGAGGGACGUUGUCAUUAGGGAGUGGACAUUCUAAUCAGAAGACAAGGAUCUUUACUGGCUGAUUGUUUUUCUGCCAACAAACAAAACAAAACAAAACAAACAAACAAAACUAAAAAAAAAGACUGUUGACAUGACUGUUUAUAUGUGGCGGACCCUGCCACCUCUUCUAGCUUCAAACAGUGUU
Messenger RNA from Acanthopagrus latus (yellowfin seabream), 2852 nucleotides. RefSeq names its product CYTL1 domain-containing protein. Gene Ontology annotation, biological process: positive regulation of transcription by RNA polymerase II. Lineage: Eukaryota; Metazoa; Chordata; Actinopteri; Spariformes; Sparidae. The transcript has 4 exons. The coding region runs from base 137 to 526 and encodes 129 amino acids. The record is from RefSeq and is a predicted model, not a curated record.